UUGUUUCAGUCUCAAUGCUCUUCCCAUGCAAAGAUCAGUCUUUCUCGGCCGUGGUCUGUUCUCUAUCUCGGCCCAGACAGCGAAAUCGAUGACGGCGCAAAUCCGAUCUCGAAUUCUACCUCAUCCUUUUGCUGCUACUGUGGCUCUCCGACAAAUCGACCUCGUCUUAAGUCGCGAGUGAAUCAGUCUUUGAAGGUAGCAGCUGCCCCCGCGGAACAUAAACCACCGUAUCAACAGCAGCAAUCCACGAAUUAUCAUGCAUAUGCGAAUUUAAUUCGAGGUGGAAAUGGUAGCAGUACACUACCGAGUAUUUCUAGGCGGGCGCAUCAUCAUCAGACAGCUCCUGUUGUAUUUCCUGCUGGAAAGCUGGGCCCAUCGGCGGCAAGAGAUGUUCCAGAUUCUGGAAAUCGACGAGGAGCGUUCUACACCUCUUCGACCUCCUGUUCAACAUCGCAAGCAUCCUCCCCAAGUUCCCCACAAACCCACACCUCCUAUUGCAAUCUCUCAGCAGGUACAGGUCCAGCUUGCCUCCCUCCGAAUCCCCUGAAAUACCCCUUGGCAUUCCAAGAGGAACGAGGAGCGUACGCAAAUCUCCAACAUCUUCCCACAUCCUUGACUCCCUCCCCCUUUUCAACCCUCCAGCAAUAUCAAACACGAUGGCGAAGUUCUCGUCCUUCAAAUGACCUCAUUCCUGACGAAAUCCGUGAACCCCGACGGAAUUAUGCUCUGGUUGACCUUCGUCCAAGUCCCGCUAGCUCUGUAAUCACUCCUGGCGACAUAAUAACCCUGGUAUCUACCUCAGAGGACGCGCUGUCUAUCAACUCCGAGACGACGGGAAGUGGAAUGUUGGUUGGAAGUGGUGGAAAUAAAACAGAUUCCAGUGCAUCUACACUCCAUACAAACACAUCUACCUCUUCUUCCGCGGCUACAAUAGUUUCAAAUGGUGGGGGAAAUCGCCCCAGAACUGCCUCCAAUCAUCGGCGAACUUUAUCCCAUUCCCUCACUGCUGUCCUUCCCGUUCCUACGUUGAACUACGUCCAUAUAAUGACAAAGAAAGAUGCUACAGCUGCGGCGGCAGUUUCUACUUCGACAAACCCUUCUUCACUAGUAGGCUGUGAAAGUCCCGCUUCGUCUUCAUCCACGGCAAGUUCUUCAGAAAAGGAACAGAGGGCUCCUAUUGUUCCAUGCCCGAAUCCCUGUUCAUCAUCAACAAUAGAAAGUCAAGUUCCUUACGCUCAAAUCGACUUUGAACGAACGCGAGCUCUGAACGCCGUGAAUGGGACUUCAGGAUCCUCUGAAAUGGGGCAUUUUCAUCAUAAUCACCAGCAGAAGGGUCUUGGAGGUCAGUCCAUAGUUUCAAAGAACGCUUCCAUAGUUGGAAUUGGAGGCGGACUCAGGGGUUUGAAUAUGCGGAAGAAGUCGUCAGAUGGUCUUCAGUUGGCAAUGAGUGCUCAAAACGGCUAUCAAGGCUUGUCUAAUCUAUCAUGUCUCUCUCCCGGCUUAUCAGAGCCCUGUUUGUUGAGUAGACAAGGAACUGAUUUGGCUUACGACUACCUCGAGGAUUGUACUAAACUCUCACGACGGAAUUUGGAACGUUUAUCUGCCUACUGUAUCCAAAAGCUUACCUACAAAACCAUUGUGGGCCUUCAAGAGGCUUGGCUUAAUUUGAGUGAUUAA
Molecule: messenger RNA, 1677 nt
Organism: Rodentolepis nana
Lineage: Eukaryota; Metazoa; Platyhelminthes; Cestoda; Cyclophyllidea; Hymenolepididae
Source: the annotation of a GenBank genome assembly